Lingula anatina is the source of this 1998-nucleotide messenger RNA. Its product is annotated as acrosin. Lineage: Eukaryota; Metazoa; Brachiopoda; Lingulata; Lingulida; Lingulidae. Gene Ontology annotation, biological process: proteolysis. Gene Ontology annotation, molecular function: serine-type endopeptidase activity. The record is from RefSeq and is a predicted model, not a curated record.
UGACGGUGCAUAAUUCGUUUUCGAUAAACCAAAUGCUUUCCAUGUCAGCGACCAGGUGACCAUUACUUCCACUGUUCACUAAGUUUUUAAUAAUAUCAGACCUUAUAACUUCCUGCCGUCAAUGCCACUCUACCAUAGUAAUGACUGGCACCCAUCAAUGAGGUAUUGCACGUCUAACGCCGCCAGGCAAAGUGAGGCUUAUAAAGCAUGUGUAGCCCCUCGGCAAGCAUGGGGACGAACGUUCUUCUGCAAGCAAGGAUAUAGUAAAGCGUAGGCAUCCAAAUUGAGAUCCUAUUUCUGCGUGUAUACAUAGCGUGAAAAAAAAACUUUAUAAUUGGAAUUUAAAAGAGAGAGGUGCAAUGUGAUUAAGGUAUCUCUACCUGUGACUAGGAUGAGAGUGACCGAGACAACAGCGUCGCCGUGGCGUUUUCAUGAUAUAUGAGUUAAACUGAUGCAAGGCGAAGAUUGCGCUGUCAUCUGUACACAAUGAGAACCAAAUAUUUCAUUUUAUACGGCUUUGUAUGGGCCAUAUUACUUGCGAAAACUGAAGGGAGAAAGCGAAAGCCGCGAAUUUUGGAAACGGCCCAUGAACGUCACCGACUGAGGGCGCGUCUUUCCACACAACUGAUGAACUCUCCCAUAGUGAACGAAACAGUGAAAGGGAUGCAUUACUUCAUGAAUUUCGAUUACAUAUACUCACAAUGGAGCUCAUGGUCCAAAUGUAAUAAAAGGUGUAAGGAGAGAAGAACAAGACAAUGUAUUAAAAAGGACGUCUGCGGGAACAGUGUUAUCAAGGAAAGACGAGCGUGUUGGCGCCCAAAUUUCCGUUGCAAAAUACGGUUGAAUAACAGAUCACCCCUAGGGAAGCAUAUGGAAGAUUUAAUGUUUGAUAUUUUCUACCGAUCGUGGUCGGAAUGGUCGCCGUGUUCUAAGCAGUGCAGACGACACAGGACUAGGGCGUGCGCUUUCAAAGCAUUCUGUAAACACACGAGCAUCGAAGAAGAGGGGUCGUGUGGAACGCCCGGAAAGUGUGAUUUGAGAAAUAGUCCUGUGAAAAACGAAGACUUUGAAGUCACUACACACAAUGAAAGAAAAAGGAAAGAUAGAAGGGAGCGCGAUAAAGCCAAAAAGGGGCACAUUCCAGCCUGGGAUGGACUAGAUUCAAUGCAGUGUGGUACUCGGACGGUGCAGGGGGUUUUACGAAUUGUUGGCGGACGUGAAGCAAGGAGGGGCAGCUGGCCGUGGCAGGUGGCUGUAUUGAACCGCUGGAAAGAACAGUACUGUGGCGGAACACUGAUAGCUCCCCAGUGGGUGCUUACAGCCGCUCACUGCGUCAGAAAAAACGGGCGUCGAAGACGAGUCGUCCUUCGCAUAGGAGAGCACGACUUUGAAGAACUGGAAGGAAGUGAGGAAGACACGAGGAUAACUCAGGAAUUCGUACAUCCAGACUUUAAUCUUGACACUGUUGACAGUGAUAUAGCUCUUUUAAAAUUAAAGCAGCCUGUUAAAUUUGGGACGUAUAUUGCACCGGUGUGUAUUCCCCCAGAAAAUUUAACCCUCCCCCAAGGGACACUAUGUUAUAUCACUGGCUGGGGUAAGAAACAGGAAACACACAUAUACGGAGCAAACGCAUUGCGAGAAGCACAGGUUCCAAUCGUAGACUUACAAACGUGUCAAAAUGCAUUCGACUACCAUAUAACCGGGAACCAGUUUUGUGCAGGAUACAAAUUUGGAGGAAUGGAUUCUUGCGCAGGGGACAGUGGGGGACCGCUUCUUUGUGAGGUCACUCAUGGAAAUCGGUCACGUUGGCACGUGUAUGGCGUCACAAGUUUUGGAGAAGGGUGUGGAGAGAAAGGAAAGUUUGGGAUUUAUACAAAAGUAACUAACUUUGCAAGAUGGAUUCGGGAAACAAUUAAAAAACAUAGUUGAGCACUUAAAAAUCAUCAAACUUUAUUCUCUUGAUACAAUAAUGUGGAUAUAUAAAUAUGUAACCAUUAA